UUUAAGGCAGGUAGACAACAUCCUGUUGUUCCGGUGCUCCUUUCUCUUUUUUGCACAUCUGGCUAAACCGGGAGUCAGGUUUACUGACUCCUGCCUGGUAGCAGCAGUAGCAGCAGCAGUAGCAGCUGCAGCAGCAGCGGCGGCGGCGGCGGCGGCGGCGGCGGCGGCCACAUCUUUCUCCUGGUCCACACCUUGGCCUGUCCAAGAGUCCAUCAGGCCAUGGACGCAAUGCCUGUGUAUCAUGGCAAAAUCAGCCGGGAGACAGGGGAGAAGCUACUGCUUGCCACUGGUCUGGACGGCAGCUAUUUGCUGAGGGACAGUGAGAGUGUCCCAGGCGUGUACUGCCUGUGUGUACUGUAUCAAGGUUACAUUUAUACAUACCGAGUGUCCCAGACAGAAACAGGUUCUUGGAGUGCUGAGACAGCACCUGGGGUUCAUAAAAGAUUUUUCCGGAAAAUAAAAAAUCUCAUUUCAGCAUUUCAGAAGCCAGAUCAAGGUAUUGUAAUACCACUGCAGUAUCCAGUUGAGAAGUCCUCAAGUAGAAGUACACAAGGUACUACAGGGAGAAGAGGAGAUCCUGGUGUCUUCCUGAAAGCACCGUGAAGAAAAAUAAAACCCCUUGUACUUUAUUUUCAAUAAUUUAAAUAUAUGCUGUUUUAUAUACAGUAGAUAAUACAGUUCAGUGAGCUACAAAUGCAUUUCUAGUACCAUCUUAGCCCUGCAAUAAAAGCAUCUAACAUGAUGUUAAAGCAGAAAUGGACUUUCUGGAUAAUGAGGAGCUUUGAAAUGAGGAUUGGGAAAAAGUCAUUCCACAGCUUAUUUUCAGUUAUUUUUAUUUGCAAAUGGAAAACGAUUGAAAACAUGAUACUUUACAAAAGAUUAGUGUUAAUUCUUGGCUAAUAUAAAUAAAAACAAUCCUCAGUUUUUCUCAAAAGCACCAUUUCUAGUGAAAUAUUAUUUGAUACCUCCUGACUUUGAAAUAUCUUGUUUAAUUACAUGGCAGGCAGCUGGUCCGUGCCCCUCUUCUUUGUCAUGUGCGGUUCUGCAUUUGACAUUCUGCUCUCCCCCGGCUAUCGUGUUGUAGGCUCCUUUGGGAUUUAUGAAGCUGUCCACUGUGGGCUAAAACAAGUACUAGAUAAAGAGUGAACAAUUUCUGUUUAAUUCUGAAAGCUACCUUUUUGCCUAGUGCUCUGAUGUUGGAGAGUAAAACCCACAGAUCAAUCCGGAGUUUAAAAACCCCAUAAUUUAAGAUAUGUCCUAAAUGUUUAUUACAGUUGAUGCCACAGGAUUUGAAAUUAUAUUGCGAAUCUGAUGAAGUGGACUUGCCUUCAUUUACCUGUGUCAGCCCCCAGUUGUUGCUACUUCAUGUCAAACCUCAUUUUGAAGGGGAAGCUUCAGCAGCUGCGGCUCCUCAGCUGAGGCAGUCUCCCCAUUAGGUAGCCCUACAGACCAGUGGAAAGCUUAUGGUUGUGUUAAUUGUUAACAAUCCCAAGUGACUGCAACCUAAGUGAGAGCCAAGAUUUUAUGCAAUGGUGGGGAUUUGUAGUUUCUUUUCACAUUUUAUGUUUCUGUGACUUGUGAUUUGAUUAUGUCAGGUUGCUUAAGGGCUCAGAGAAUUCAUUCACUGAACAAACGCAAUAGGCACUGGGGUAGAGAAGUAAACUUUCACUUGGUCCCUGCACUCAGGCAGCUCAUUAUCUAGCUGGACAAGAAACAGUAAAAGACAAGAGAAAGUAAGAAUAAGACAAUAAGAAACUAACAAUAAAAGGCGGUAAGUACAUGGCAAGUGAGGUUCCUGGUGUGUAGAUACAUCUGUCUUUAGAGGCUUGAGUCCAUGGUUCAGAGGAAAGGACUACGUGUCAUUAUAAACUAAUAAACUGGAAUUCUGAGCUGUUCAUCGGUGGUGGUGAGCCUGGUUAAUAAUUAGUGAGCUGCCAAGGGCCAGAGUUACUCUCCAUGAGCUGGCAGGGGGCUGAUUUCUGAGCAUUUACUGUAGAUGCUACAGAAGUGCAAUAUGUAUUGUGGACCAUUUACCUGUUGUAGAAGUAAAAGCCUCACUUGUAACUUGUAAAGGAAUUCAGAAAGCUGAUUUUCAAAGUAAAAUGCAUAUGUUUAGAUACUUCUUAAUCAUUUGUAGCGUGGGUUUAAGUAUUAAUAGGUGUAACUAUUUUUUUACUGUAAUUUGUUCAUUCUGGAAUAAUCCUAAAUAUAUGAAUUAUAUUUGCUUGUCUCUUAAUCAGAUCCUUUUUUACACUUUUUUGGAAUCAUUAAUGGUCUUUCAUGUUUUAAUAAAGUAUCUGAAAGCUUCAUUUAC
Phyllostomus hastatus (greater spear-nosed bat) is the source of this 2314-nucleotide messenger RNA. It is a transcript of the gene SH2D1A, whose product is annotated as SH2 domain containing 1A. Lineage: Eukaryota; Metazoa; Chordata; Mammalia; Chiroptera; Phyllostomidae. Gene Ontology annotation, biological process: cellular defense response; cell-cell signaling. The record is from RefSeq and is a predicted model, not a curated record. Bases 220 to 603 code for a protein of 127 amino acids. The transcript is spliced from 4 exons. Gene Ontology annotation, cellular component: cytoplasm.